CCAUGGCGAAGCUCAUGAAGCGCAACGAGGACUUGGAAGCCGAAGUGGCGCAGCUCAAGGAGGAAUUGAAGGUGAAGACGCGCGAAGCCACCGAGAGCACCCAGGCUGCGGAUUUUGCGAGGAGGCAAUCGACAGAUCUGAUGGCCCAGAUGGAGCAGAUGCGCAAGCAGCUGGACGAUGCCAAAAAGGAGCUUGAUGAUGAGAGGCGUCGCUCCAGUGUGAAGGUUCCGGUCGAAAGACCGAGCUCAGAGGAGGAUCGACAACUCCAGGAUAAGCUGAAAAGAACCAAAGAUGAGAACGAAAAUCUGAAGCAGGAGAACAAACAGUUACGAGAUGCCUUGGACGAAGCCAAGAUCAUGCGGAAAGCGCUGGAGCAGGCCAUGGACGAGCUGAAACGCAAGUUCGAGGAGUUCAAGAAGAAGUUGCAGGAGAAGGGUGUCGAUGUCAGUCUUUUGGACGAAGCGCUACUGGAAGUAGGUAUGCCUUCACAUCCCAUGAAUGUCUUCGACCGCCUCUACCAAGAUGCAGUGCGCCGCUUCAACCGUUUCCAGGAGAAAUGGGUCAUUGACAUGAAAAAUGCCCAGCAAGAAACCUGGGAACGUAUUUUGGGCAUCUAUGAUGGGCCGCCUUUGACCAAAGAACAAGUGACUGCCUUGGUACAAAACGGCUUGAUCGAUAUCAGGAGAUUUGCCUUCGAUGAGCCUCCAUCCCGAAUGAUCUGCCCCAAAUGUGGAUACAACUUGAGGUCCGGCACUCCGGAUCGCCCGCGACCGCACUCGCAGCCCUCCGAGAGCCAAAGGCCCAGGUUUGGUCGGAUGAAAACCUGGGCUGGGAGCAUGGCUGGAAGUCUGUCGCCCAAGGGAGGAGGCAAUCAACCAGAUGUCUUCGCCCGACAAGACAUCUAUCUGGACAUUGUGGGCUUUCAACCGCAUCAAGCGCAGGACAGAAAACCCUUUGCGAUUGUGAGUGAGGCGGACCAGUACAUGCACCACUGCCAUCUCCAACGUUUCGAGCCACUGUCGCUGUCAGCUGAUGCAGAUGCUUCGGCUGUAGGGCGGGAGAUGACACCGAGCAAAAUGGAGACACCCAAGGGGGCAACGCCAAGCCCUUCUCCUUGCGCGAAGGAUGGCAAGACUCCAAAGACGCCCAAGUUGGUGACCUUGGAGAGCGCCAUGAGCAUGGAUUUGGACGACAGAGAGGUGAUGGUGGUGUCCGCCCCUUCGCCGGUGAACAUGGAACCGCCAGCGCCUCCGGUGACCCAGCGCCGCAUCAGCACCAGGGAUGCCAAGCUGGUGGAAGGCUCCAAGCGCUUGACCAAAGGGAACGUCAUGAGCGCCUCAAUGCCUGCGAUGGAGCCCUUCACAGCGAUCAUCAGCGGAUCGAAGGCGCUGCCCCUGCCGCAGAUCGCAGGACCACAGCAGAGUCGAAGCAGAUCGCCACCGGAUCGCGGUGCAGCCCCGGCGCCUCGCAGACUCAGCCGAACCAACUCCCAGCCACUGCGGCGAGAUCCUGUGGACAUUUCGAUUUCAGGAGUUUCGGCAGCACGUUGAGGCGGCUUUUCAGCUAUGGCAUGACAUGUGAAUACAGAAGGUCCAUGGGUACGGAAACCCAUCAUGUUCUUUUGGUUAGGGUUAUA
Cladocopium goreaui is the source of this 1636-nucleotide messenger RNA. The record is from the annotation of a GenBank genome assembly. NCBI's taxonomy places the organism in Eukaryota, Dinophyceae, Suessiales, Symbiodiniaceae.